AUGGAACAGGCCCGCUAUGGGCUCGUUGUGCAGGCCCCGGCGGCGCUGGCGCGCGUCGUAGCCGCCUGCGCCGGAGCCGCCGCCGCCGCCAGUGUCCAGGCCGCCCUCCCCCGCGAGCAGCGCGAGGGUGUGCCGCUGCAGCAGCUGCACGCUUUCGGGGGGCAGCGGCGCCCCCCACUUGCAUGGCCGUCGCGCAGGAGGGCCUCCACGGCCCCCGGCGGCGGGGGGGCCAGCGCGCCGUCGGCGACGCCCGCGCAGUGCCCGGGCGCGGCGUCGGCUGCGGGCGCGGGGCCUGCGAGCGGCGCCGCCCUGCGCUCCAGCUCUUCGUCGGAGGCAGGCCGGCCGAGGCCGCCGCGGCCCGCCCUGGCGGGCAGGGCUUUUUUUCAUGUCCGCGUCCCCUGCGUCUAG
This is a messenger RNA of Prorocentrum cordatum, 408 nucleotides long. The record is from the annotation of a GenBank genome assembly. NCBI's taxonomy places the organism in Eukaryota, Dinophyceae, Prorocentrales, Prorocentraceae.